Molecule: messenger RNA, 2103 nt
Organism: Puccinia triticina
Lineage: Eukaryota; Fungi; Basidiomycota; Pucciniomycetes; Pucciniales; Pucciniaceae
Exons: 4
Coding region: 1-2103 (700 amino acids)
Biological process (GO): regulation of transcription by RNA polymerase II
Molecular function (GO): protein dimerization activity; RNA polymerase II cis-regulatory region sequence-specific DNA binding; DNA-binding transcription factor activity, RNA polymerase II-specific
Source: RefSeq, a predicted model, not a curated record
AUGCGGCCAUCAAGAAUGCCCUCUCCAAUAUUAUCUGGACAAGUCUCUCAACACGCUUACCAUACAAACCUAUCAGAGACACUCCCACACGAAAUCACGCCGGUCUUAUCACCCAGUAUGACCCCCCUAUCAACUUUCUCAACUUCCUCUUAUCCAAGCUCGGCCACCAUCUCCGACACGCUUUCGUCCCGCAGCUCUGCACAUCCCCCCUUUCAAUCCUCCAAUCAUCAGCUGGAAUUCUUUUCGCCCUUAACCAGUCCUGCUCUUAGGCCGCUGGGACAUCACGACUCAGCUCAGAUCAAUAGAGCCGAGAUCCAUCAUCAAGCGCCUGCAAACUUUCAAACUGUCACACAUGCUAUGCCAGCUUUGAUCGAUCAAGCCGCUACCCUAGGUCUAUCAGCACACCAGUCUUUCAUGGUCGGCGAUAGGAUCUCAGCUAGCGCGAGUGCAUCUCAAUCUGAUCACAAUCACAAGCCUCCUCCCCAGUUGUCAUCACAAACUCAUCUCACCCAGCCUGCCUCGACGAUCUUUCUAUCUCAAUCGAACUUUAUUCCCCACCCAGACUCUGUAACAACAACCAAUCCAGCACCGCCAAUACCCGAUGUCGGACCCUGCCAAAAUGAUCAUACCAACCAAUCGCCCAUUUUACAUCCCCAUCAUUCUUCCUCGAAUAGUAUAAAUAUGCCUGCGACUCCAUCGACUUCCUCCACCAAACUUUCCGGCCGCCAAAGACCCUCUCGCAGCAGUAAAAGUCGACCUAGCCCGUUGAUCCGGCCCUUAGACAAAGCUACAGAAAUUUGCGCAGAUAGGAGUAGCUCUGCGAAACGAGCUCGGAGUCUCACGGGAGCUUCGGUUUCGAUGAGUCCGAGUUUCCCAAGUGGGCUGGCGAAGAUGGGCCUGGCCGAUUCACCAAGUCCAAUCGAUAUGCAAUCCAGAGAGCUCAAUUCAAUCUCUUCAUCGUCGUCAUCCGUUGUAGAGAAUCCUGCAACCAGUUCACACGCUCUUCCUGCCAUGCCUCCACCACAGGCCCUAUCAUCCAUACCGUCCAACCCGAAUGAAUGGCGCCUGCAACCCAUGACACCGGCAAGCCUGUUCAAUUUUGAAAAACCCCUGGCAGCAGAGGCUCCAAUGGGCAAACCAACCGACAACUUUCAAGGAGCUGAAAAUGGAGGCUGUGGAAAAUGGAAAACUGUCGAGGAGACUUCCGAAUACGGUCAAAGAUCCGGGCAGACCAACCAGUCGGCGGUAAACGACCAAGAAUCUGCUGGAAAUUUUGAUAAAUGUCUGCAAGUCGAACAGCCAAGUCAGAGUACUGGAUCCAGUAGAUCAGGCUCAAAAGAAAAAACAAUAUUGAAUUCAGGAAGAAGCAGAUCAAAAGACACCAAUCCAAAAAGAAAAAAAAAUGGAGCAAACAAAGUAAGAUUAGAUUCGAUGGCGACGAUGAACGACGAAGAAGAAGGACCGGAGCACCGGAGGAGUUCGCACAAAGUAGCAGAACAACGACGACGAGAUAGUUUGAAGAUGUGUUUCGAGGAUCUCCGACACAUCUUACCACCGAUCCAAUGGAAUGAGAAGGAGGAAGGCCAAGCGCAGGAGAAAAGGCCCGGAGAAGGCAACGUUGGCGGACAACGAAGCAUGAAUGCAUUUGAUCCGUCGAAUCCGAAUAAAGGGAUGAGUAAGGUGGCUCUGCUGAGAAGGUCGAAUGAGUAUAUCUUGAGGUUGAAGGAGCGUUUGAAAAGGAGAGAUGGGGCGAUCGAGAUGUUGGUACAGAUGCUCGCUGACCAACCCCUCGGCAGCCUUUCCAGCCAAUCGAAUGCUCCCCAAAAGACACAGGAAGCCAAAGAAGCGGACGGUCCGAAUGGUGGCAGUCCGAGUCGGCCUAGCACUAGCAGUACGCAUGGCCAGCUCAAAGCCCAAGACGCUCUCCAAGCCCUCGAAGAUAGUUUCUCGCAUGGUCACAAUCAAGAGGUGGUCGCUGGGUUGAGGACGAUUUUGAACGAGAUCCGGAUGGAAAAACAGGAGGAUAAAGACGACCAUCGUCUCAAUCAUUCUAACCACACCGAUCGACGUCGGGGCAGCUUUAGCGGCGAAGAGCUUGAUUAG